Molecule: messenger RNA, 537 nt
Organism: Leptosia nina
Lineage: Eukaryota; Metazoa; Arthropoda; Insecta; Lepidoptera; Pieridae
Source: the annotation of a GenBank genome assembly
AUGACUAGAGCUAAAAUAGAACUUGGCGAUGUCACUCCGCAUAAUAUAAAGCAAUUAAAGAAGUUGAAUACGGUCGUAUUUCCUGUAUCUUAUAAUGACAAAUUCUACAAAGACGUUUUGGAGGCUGGCGAACUCGCGAAACUCGCGUACUAUAACGAUAUCGUAGUUGGUGCAGUGUGCUGCAGGAUAGACACUUCAGAGAAUUCGAGGAGAUUGUAUAUAAUGACCCUGGGAUGUUUAUAUCCGUACAGGAGAUUAGGCAUUGGCUCUCUGAUGGUUGAACAUGUGCUCAAGUUUGUUGAACACGACGGAAAUUUCGAUAGUAUUUUCCUACAUGUUCAAGUCAAUAACGAGAGUGCAAUAGAUUUUUACAAGAAAUUUGGCUUUGAAGUAGUUGAAACCAAGGAACACUACUACAAAAGAAUAGAGCCAGCCGAUGCACAUGUUUUGCAGAAAACAAUCAGACAGACAAAUGCGACUGCAGCUCCAUUACUCAAUGGAAACGUCCCACACGCUAAAACAAACGGGCAUGAUUGA